CUAACAUCCACUCCCUCCCCCGUACUGGUAUAACUGAUAUAAAACCCCCAAAUGAAAAAAAUUAGGGCUCCGUCUGCCAAUCCCAAUCCAUCAAAGUCGAGAAUCUGGAGGAACUAUGUUGGCUCGAAAAUGCUCCUACAAGCUACAGCAACAGUAAGCUCCAAUUCUGUUGGGUAUCAGACUGGUACGUACUCAGCAUACUCGCGACUACUUUUCUUCAUUUUGGUUCAGUAUCUAAAAAUCACAAGUUAUUGAAUGUAUUAGUGUUCAAUUGCCCUUGAAUUGUAGUAUAAAUUAAAAACCCAACUUCUCUUGCAAAACCCAAAAGCCACAAGUUAGUUUAGCUUCAUGGAACACAAGAAUAAGUUAAGGGCUACUGCAAGUUGUGAAGGUGGAAGAGUUCAUACUGAGAGCUUGGUGAACAGAUUCAGUAAUCUUCCACUGGAAGUUGCCCAUCACAUUCUUUCGUUCCUUGAUAUAGAAGAGCUCACUCGUUUCAGUUGUGGGUCCAAAGGAUGCAGGGAGCUUUCUCUGUCAUCUCCCUCGUUGAAUUUUUGUUUUUCAUCGGUGGAUACGUCCACAUGUGAGCUUAGGGUGAAGUUGUUGAACACAUUGGAUAGGUUCUUGUUUCAUCGUCGGGAUAAUAAGAUACAGUCGUUUUAUCUUUUUUGGGAUGGUCACUACAUAGAGGAGGGCAAUUACGAACCAUGCUACUUAUGUAGUAAUGAGAAUUUUCGUAUCAUCACAUGGAUCCACAAUGCAGUGAGGUGUAAUGUUGAAGUGCUUUGUCUUGACAUCUUGUUAUGUGAUUUUGAGGAUGAAGGGUUAGCAUUUCCAUGUUGCGUCUUUCUUUCCACAUCGUUGAGGUCUCUAAAUGUGGUGCAAAUGAAGGGCAUUAUUAUUAAAACGCCCCCCUUUGCCUUUUCCUCUAAUCUCAGUUGCUUGGAGUUGGGAGAGCUUGAUAUAGAAGAUGAGGCGUUUUUCAAAUGGAUCUCAUGUUCCUGCAAAUGCAUCAAGCAAUUAACAGUUGCCGGAGUUCGAAAUAUAAAGAGUAUCGCCAUUGAAAGCCCGUCUUUGGAAAGAUUUAAUUUUUAUGAUCCCUAUGGGUCUCAAAUCUGCCAUCUUAAAAUCUCAGGUGAGAAACUUGAAAGCAUAAGGAUCGACUGGGGAUUUUUUUUAUCCGGUGACCACUCAUUAAAUAUUUUUGCUCCAAAUCUAAUUUUUUUGCGUUGGGUUGGGAAUGUCAUGAAUCACCCAAACCUUGGAGAAUUAGAAUGCUUGGAAGAAGCAUAUAUUUUUCUGGAUCCUAAAGUAGAUGAAUUUGAAAACGUAUUUGAGGCUCUUUGCAGCGUACGCAGGGUUGGAGUUCUUGGUAUAAAUGAAGCAACCGUUAAGGCUCUGUACAGGGAAGGAUCCAUUCCAGCUCAAUUCGAUGAUAUUUGGUGUUUGACUCUGAAUACUCAGAGCAUUAGUGACGAUCUCGUCCCAUCAAUGGUCUCUCUUUUAAGAGGAAUGCCCAAUUUGUGUACUUUACACAUAAAGAAUGAUUCACUUAUUUACGCUCGUAAAUCUGAUGACGUCCAGGUCCAGGUCCAGGUCCAGGCAUCUGGGUUUGAUAUGGAAUACUGGAAGCUGCAAAAUCUGGAUUUUAUUUAUCAGUUGGAGGAGGUUACCAUAAAGCUUACCGAAGGGUCCAAUGGAAUUGAGUUUGCAAGGUACAUACUCGAGCAUGCCGAGGCCCUGGAGGAAAUGAACAUAAUUUAUUCACCCAAGCAAUCUGAUGUUAUAAAGAAGCUAAACGAGAGUAAGAUAAUUUCCGAUGCCACACUUACCUUCCAGGAAAAGUAAGAUGAAUCCAUUUUGAUAGAUCCAUUUUGGGAAUUUAGAAUAUAUGUUCAAUGGCUGUUGUCAAUGUAGUGAUAUCGCUAUGUUGAUACUGUUUGUUCCUUAUGUUCAAUGACUCAUUAAGCUGAGAAGAGUAUGGGGCCUCUUGUUUUAAGAUGUGACAUGAGUAAUGGGGGAUGAUUGUAUUUUUUUUCUUGUGAAGGUCUGUGCUCCAGAAUUUCUUGCUCAAACAAUAUAGUUUUUCAACUUUGCUCUUUA
Messenger RNA from Prunus avium (sweet cherry), 2103 nucleotides. The record is from RefSeq and is a predicted model, not a curated record. Lineage: Eukaryota; Viridiplantae; Streptophyta; Magnoliopsida; Rosales; Rosaceae.